Molecule: messenger RNA, 4806 nt
Organism: Epinephelus moara (kelp grouper)
Lineage: Eukaryota; Metazoa; Chordata; Actinopteri; Perciformes; Serranidae
Gene: rnf17
Product: ring finger protein 17
Exons: 37
Coding region: 1-4617 (1538 amino acids)
Source: RefSeq, a predicted model, not a curated record
AUGGAAAGUGGCGACAAGCAAAGUGCUGUUAUUUGCAAGUUGUGCGGAGAGGCAUUCACCCUGCCUGAGGAUGACGUCGAUGGUAACCUCCCUCGUCUGCUUUUAUGUGCCCACAUCUACUGCACAUCCUGCCUGCUGUCCAUUCAAUCUGAUGGUGUCAUUAAAUGUCCAGAGUGUGAGGUUGAGUCGACCCUACCUGAAGGCGGGGUAUAUGGCCUGCAGGAUGAUAGCAGAAUCAUUGGCCUCAUCUACACUUCGAAAAUGAACAAGAUGAAAAGGUGUGAAAGACCAAGGAAUUACAAAAGGUUCAAUCGUUCACCAACCACAGGCACGAACGAGGAGUGGGAGCAGUCAGCUAAUAUCGAGAAGAUUGAGAGGGCGGUGGAUGAGGCGUUGGCCCGGGCUGCAGAAAAUCUUGCCCUUCUGGAACACAUCCAUGAGACGCUGGCGAAUGGUCUGGCCAAGCAGGUGAGGCAAGAGAGAGCUCGGCUGGAGAUGGAGAUCAUGCAAGCUGCAGACAAUGCUUUACAUGCUAUUCAAAAGUGGAAGGAUAUGCAGAUGAGUCAAUUGACCAAACUGGAGGCACGGUUCUCCACCAGCCACAUUGAGCUGUGCCGUGUCCAGGAGAGGAUGAAGGCCCUGGAGACAGCCAUGCAAAUGGCCAGGGAAGUACGCCGUGUCCCCUUCCUGGAGCAGUACUGCACCCUGGAUAAGGUUCUGGAGACGUUGCAGGCUCCUGUGGAUAACCAGUCCUUUGAUAUGAAGUGCAUCACCAUGGGCUCUGGAAUGAGCUGUGUUUUCCUGCCAGAAAGCCUGAGCACAGGUCUGGCCUUGUCUUUGAAGAUGGAAGCCAGCGACCCAAAGCAAAAGGCUCCCUGGCAAAGUGCAGAGGGCAGGAACAGAAACUUUACCUCAUCCAGUCCAAAAAAGCUGCCCAGCCCCAAAAAAACGGACCAGGAGAGUCCGAGAGCUAACAGGCCGUCGUCACGAAGCUUCUCUCCGAGCCCCAGACUUCGUCGCAGGUUCAGCCGUCCCCACCAAAGCCCGCCCUCAGAUCCUGGAACUCCAGAUGUAAUUGUUGAGGAGCUUUACGACGAGGGACGAGAGAAUGCUCCACCACCCACCGGCCCUGAGCUGGCCAAUGACAAGUGGAGAGUCCACAAGAGAAAGAAAAGUCAGCCGUCUGGCAGUAGCAGAAUCGGGAGGGAGAUCACCAAGUGGGUGGCGGUAUCCCACAUUGUGAAUCCAAGUCACUUCUACGUGCGCUACUUGAAUGAGGAAAAGGAAAGCGAGAGCCUGUCUGAGAUGAUCAACAACUUCUGCAGUGGAGAUAAUUGUUGCUUCAUUUCCAGUGACACAGUGGAGACCGACUCCACGAUCUUUGUUCAGAGAGAGGAGGGACUCUGGGAUCGAGCCACUGUGGAUGAAGUCAUACAGAGUGGAUGUGUGGAGUCUGUGAAGGCCUGCCCUGUCACACAGCUGGCCAGUAUCCAAGUCUUCCUCAUUGACCAUGGCAUCACCAAAAAACUCACCAUACAGAGUGACGAAGGAACAACAGAGUCUUCACUGAAGGCAGUGAACAACCACCUGAGGAAGGUGGGUGCGGCGGAGAAGGUGGAGCUGAGUCGCUUUGCUCCUCUGGCUAUCAGAUGUUCACUCAAGGACCUGGUCCCCUAUAAUCUAGCAACGGGCUGGAGUACAAAGGCACAGGUUGAAUUCCAGAGUGUGGUUGGCUCUGCAUCUGUGGAGUUGCGGAUUUUGGGCCAGGACAGAGACUCCCUAUUGGUGGACCUGAGGAAAGCUCCCGUGGACCAACUCAGUGAUGUGCCCAUCUCCGUCAGAGAGUACCUUGUUUUCAUUGAAGUGGCCAGGUUUUACUCUCCAGUGAAGUGGGGCAGGAGGCCCCUGCAGUACUACCCCCCAGAGUAUCCCAGGAUCAAGAAAGAGCUCAUUGCUGUGGUGUCGCACAUCAACGACCCGGCUGACUUCUACAUCAAGCUGGUUGAUAACAUGGAGGCCUUGUUGCUCUCAGCCAAGCUCCAGGAUUGUUACAGUGGGAAUAAUGAAGAUGGCCUCAAAAUCUACUGCCCUGUGUUAGAACAGGCCUGUGUCGCCCGUUUCGAGGACAAGUGGUACAGAGCUCAGGUCAUAGGUCAUCCAGGGGGCAGAAAAGUGGAGGUGCGGUAUGUUGACUUCGGCAAUAGUAAAAGCUUGUCAGUCGGAGACUUGAGGAAGAUUAAGGAUGAGUUCUUUGCCCUUCCCGCCAUGGCAAUCCAUUGCUGUUUGUCAGAUGUGACUCCCGUGAAUGGAAAGACCUGGAGUGAUGCCUGCACCGACAGAUUCAUCAGCCUGGCUGACCAGAAACUGGUCACUGUUGUGGCUACAGAAAGAGUCCCCAGGAGCGAACCUCUGCCAGUCAAGCUGUUCGAGAGCGGCCUGAACGGGCCACAAGCCAACAUAGCUGAGCUGCUGGUGAAAGAGGAGCUGGCUUCCUUCAAAAAGGGACUUAAGUCCAAGGACGCCAGGCCCUCUGCCAACGAUUCUGCGAUAUGGGACCCUCCAAUUGAGCUUGGUUUGGCCACAGAAAAUGUUGAUAACCCGGACCAAAAAACCCUCACGGAGCAGACUGAGGAGCAGCUGGAGUUUGAGCCUCAGCUGAAGUUACCCGAUCAACUCAAAGACCUGAAAGUCAGAGUCAGCCACGUCAACUCGCCAAGCAGCUUCUACAUCCAGCUCACGCAGUACGACUCUCAGCUCAAAAGGAUAUGUGAGCUGGUGAAGAAGGAGUGUGCACUCAUGGAGCGCCAGGAUGUGGUGUGGAAGGCGGACAUGUACUGUGCUGCUCUCAUUAAUGGGGUUUGGGAGAGAGGACAGAUCUGCUGUGAUGUCACAUCAAACAACAUUGCAGAGGUGAUGCGCUGUGACCAUGGCAACACGGUGAAGCUCGAAGUCAGCAACCUGCGGCCUCUGCCGUCCUCCUUGAGGGGCUCUCUGGCACUGGAGUGCACUCUCACCAACAUCAGGCCAGCAGGAGGCCGAUCCACCUGGACUGCGACAGCGUGUGAAUCGUUCUCCUACUACCUGACCGGAGCUUCAGCUGUUGUGACCAUCAAGGAGCUGACAGAUGAGCGUCCAGUGCCCGUCUUUCUGUUCUGCUCUAACAGGAUGGGACAGUUUGACAAUAUUGCAGACUUUCUGACCAGAGAGGGCCUCGCCCUCAAGGAAAGGAAGCAACGAGAUGCUGCCAUUGAAAAACCCAAAGAAACUGAAGCAGAGUCUCCAGUGAGCGAGGCACCAACUGAUGGCGAUACAAAAAACACUCAACCACCAACUCCUCCUCUCCUGCCUCUCCCCUCCCCAUCUCGCUUCACCCUGCCCAGUCCUCCAAAACCAGCCCCCCGCACCGUGAUGUCUGCUGAGAAGGUUAAUACUCCGCCUUACUGCCCUCCAGAGCUGCCGUGCCCUGGUCACAUCCAGAUAUGUGUUUCUGCCAUCGGAGAGGACGGUCUCAUUUACACCAGAACACAGAAUGCAGAGUGUCAGCUGGAGCAGCUGAGGGAGAGGAUUCAUCAGAGCAUAAAGACUUUGCCCAGACCGAGGCCCUACACCUGGAAGUCAGUCUUUGGCUGCGCCGUCAUCGGACCUGAUAUGUUGUGGUAUCGAGGACAGCUGCUGGAGGUGCUGGGAGGACACGUUAAGGUCCAAUAUGUGGACUACGGCCUGGUGGAGAACAUCCCAGUGGUCCAUGUGUACCCUAUGCUGCUGUGUGACGAUGUUCCUCAGCUCUGUAUGCCCUGCCAGCUGCACGGCAUCAACCCGAUUGGUGGGAGGUGGCAGUGGGAUGCGUUGGCCUUGCUGAGGGAGUUAUUGAUGAACCGCUGUGUGGACAUGCAAGUCAUGGAGCUGCCGACUGACCCGAGGGGACCCCUCAAAGUUGAGCUCUUUCUGGACGAGAUGAGCCUCAGCAGGAUUAUGUGUCACCACGAUCACGGCUCCAUGGACCCGACUGUCUCGGCACAGAAGGGACACGCUGUGAUGUCUCCCGCCCUCCUCCUGGACGACUGGGACAUGGACAUUGAGGAUCUGAAGAGUCCAGAGGAGCCGAUACUGGGGCCCUUUGUCUACCCAGAGCUGCCACAGGAGAGAGGGAAGUUUCCAGUCAGGGUGAAACACCUGCGGACCCCCAACGAGCUCUUCCUGUGGCCUUUGGAAGGAACAGCUGAUGUGGAGGUGGACGGAGAGACUCUGCAUGAGGCUCUGAGCAGAAUCAAUGAAGACAUCAACAGUCUGCCACGACUCACAAACUUUCGUCAUGGUAACAUUUCACUGCCUGUGCUGCGUCAGAUGCCGGCUGAGCUGUUGCAGUUUCCAUCGCGGGCUCUCAAGGUGAAAGUCGCCGGCUUUAAGGCUCCAAGUGUCAACAGGCAGGAAAGCGUGCUGCCCUACAGCCCCAGCUGGAGCGUGAAGGCUGUAGUGGACAUGAUCGACCUGUUACACAGCAACAUCACGGCCUCUGUUGUGGCUCAGGAACCAGAGCUCACGGUGCUGCUGUACAACGAGAACGAUGAGCUGGUCCAUCUGCCUCUGGUGAUCAGCGGACUGGCUGAGCUCGAGUGAAGCAGAGCGGAGACGGACUCCCAACCCACAUGUCUACUGGUGGACGUCAUGUUUUGUUAACAUCUUGAUUUGACUUUGACGUGCUGUUCUUAGUUUUCACAUGUUCUGGAGAAUUUGCAGUGGUUUUUGCUUUCACAGUGACACUGUAGAGCAGGGAUUUAUUUUCAGUUUUGCUGUUGUGUAAGUGAG